GCCUCCACGUGGGUUCAGUGUAGAAAUCCCGGACUGCGGAUCAUGGCGGGAGCUGAGACCGAAGAUGCUACCGGAGCAGAGGCCUCGCAGCCCCAGAAGCGCUACUACCGGCAACGUGCACACUCCAACCCCAUGGCGGACCAUACGCUGCGCUACCCUGUGAAGCCAGAGGAAAUGGACUGGUCUGAACUAUACCCAGAGUUUUUUGCUCCACUGACCCAAAAUCAGAGCCAUGAUGACCCAAAGGAUAAGAAAGAGAAGAGACCUCAGGCCCAAGUGGAGUUUGCAGACAUAGGCUGUGGCUAUGGUGGCCUGUUAGUGGAACUGUCACCACUGUUCCCAGAUACCCUGAUUCUAGGCCUGGAGAUUCGGGUAAAGGUUUCAGACUAUGUACAAGACCGGAUUCGGGCCCUGCGUGCAACUCCAGGAGGCGGCUUCCAGAACAUCGCCUGUCUCCGUAGUAAUGCCAUGAAGCAUCUUCCUAACUUCUUCCGAAAGGGCCAGCUGACGAAAAUGUUCUUCCUCUUCCCGGACCCACAUUUCAAGAGGACGAAGCACAAGUGGCGAAUCAUCAGUCCCACACUACUGGCAGAAUAUGCCUACGUGCUGAGAGUAGGGGGCCUGGUAUACACCAUAACCGAUGUGCUGGAGCUACACAACUGGAUGUGCACCCAUUUUGAAGGGCACCCUCUGUUUGAACGUGUACCUCUAGAGGAGCUGAGUGAAGAUCCCAUUAUCAGACAUCUGGGCACCUCAACUGAAGAGGGAAAGAAGGUUCUACGCAGUGGAGGGAAGAAUUUCCCAGCCAUCUUCCGAAGAAUACAAGAUCCUAGUCUCCAGGCAGUGACUCCCAGUCCCAUUCUUCCUGGUCUCUUAACUGCUCAUCCUACCUUAGCUGGAACUCUUCUUUAAGAGGCCAAAAAGAUCAGG
Messenger RNA from Elephantulus edwardii (Cape elephant shrew), 930 nucleotides. RefSeq names its product methyltransferase like 1 (gene METTL1). NCBI's taxonomy places the organism in Eukaryota, Metazoa, Chordata, Mammalia, Macroscelidea, Macroscelididae. Gene Ontology annotation, molecular function: tRNA (guanine(46)-N7)-methyltransferase activity. The record is from RefSeq and is a predicted model, not a curated record. The coding region runs from base 43 to 912 and encodes 289 amino acids. The transcript has 6 exons. Gene Ontology annotation, biological process: RNA (guanine-N7)-methylation; tRNA methylation. Gene Ontology annotation, cellular component: tRNA methyltransferase complex.